UCCAGAGAUAGAGCCGAGAGGCCGCACACAGCCCUCUCGGGAGCAGAGGAGCCGAAAUUCGCGCGAGUGCGGGCCUAGAGUCGCGGCCAUAGCCACAAGUGUGCAGUGUGUGGCCUGUCUAGCGGCUCGCUCUGGCUCUCUGCAGCUCUUCUAAUAAACCCGCGCGCACGCAUCGCUGCGGGGCAGUUGCGCACGCGCGGCGUCUCUCGCUCUCUCGCAGCAGCCGAGAAGCAGAGUAGCGCAGCGUGCGCGCGAGCGAGCGAGCGAGCGACGCUCAGUUUUCACGGGGGUUUCGCCUCGCACGGACGCAGCGAGGAUCUGCCGUCGCCGCCGGAGGAUCUCCAGCUGGUCGGCGCAGACAGCAGCAGCGAGGGUCAAGGAAUCGCGAAAAGAGUGCGGCAGCCAGAGAGGAAAGGAGCGAGAAAGUGAGAGUGGUGCUCGGGAAGCGGCGGCGACAGAGAGAGCGAGAGAGCGAGAGAGAGAGAGAGAGAGAGAAAAAGAGAGAAAAAGAGCCCCCCCUGCGCACGCAAAGCAGGCACGUUUAUCCGUGAUGAUAGGCGGCCGCCGCGGCAGGAAGGGAUCUCUGUAGGGGGAGAUCCGCGCGCCGCUGAUGCAGACCGGCUAAUCGUCCAAGGUGGCACAGAUUGAACGGAGCCAGCGAGCCAGCAGCAGCAGCAGCAGCAGUUCCCCUCCCGCAGCCUGUAGCAGCGGCCGGCCACGCUCUGCGUAAACGCGCGAGCGCGCGCCGCGGGCAGUGCUUCCGCCCUGAUCGAGUGCAGCGGCUGCGGCAAUAGUACCACGCAUGUGAGAGGGCCUGCGACGCCGAGUCGACGACUUCGCACCACUUACGCCGGCCGACAUGGAGGUGGCCACCGAACUAUCGCCACUGUCCGGCAUGGACGGGCAGAAGGCGAAGGCCGAGCGCAGCUCGUACUACCCGCAGGAGGCCGACCGGGCGCCGCUGAGCUUCCGCGGCAAGUUCGCCACGUUCAUGAAGCACAACGCCCUGACGAUGCUCACCGUCACGGGCGUCCUCUUCGGCAUCGGCCUCGGGCUCAUCCUGCGGAACGCGCGCGACAACUGGACCAAGCGCGAGAUCAUGUACAUCAACUACGUGGGCGAGCUCUUCCUCAGGAUGCUCAAGAGCUUGAUACUGCCGCUCAUCAUGGCCAGUCUCAUAUCGGCCAUCGGCUCGCUCGAUCUCUCGCUCAGUAGCAAGAUCGGCGGCAGGGCCAUCAGCUACUACAUGCUCACGACCGUCAGUGCCGUCAUUCUCGGAAUAAUCCUCGUCAACCUGAUCCAGCCGGGGAGGAAUCAGCACAGCACCGAUACCAAGAACGCGACGACGCGCAACGUCCUCACCUCCGACACCCUCAUGGAUCUGGUCAGGAACAUGUUCCCGCCGAAUCUCGUCGAGGCUUGCAUUGCUCAGCACCAGACCAAGAUCAUCCAGGGAGUGAACGAUACGACAGACAACAAGCACGAGUGGGAAAUCAAAUUCGGCACCGAGCCCGGCACCAACAUCCUCGGCCUCGUCGUCUUCUCCACUGUCCUGGGAAUAACUCUGGGAAAGAUGGGCGACAACGGCAAGCCGCUGCUCAACUUUUUCGAGACUCUCUCCACUGCCAUGAUGAUCAUCACCAACUGGGUGGUUUGGCUGUCGCCGCUGGGAGUCAUGUUCCUGGUCGCCUCGAAGAUCGUCGAGAUGGAAACCCUGAGCACAGUCGUCUCGCAGCUGGGCAUGUACUUCCUCACGGUCAUCGUAGGCCUGUGCAUCCACGGCUUCAUCAUCCUGCCCUCGAUCUACUUCCUCUUCACGCGCAGGAAUCCCUUCACCUACGUGUCCAACAUGGCCCAGGCGAUGGCGACCGCGUUCGGCACGUCGUCUAGCUCGGCCACCCUGCCCGUGGCCAUAGCCUGCCUCGAGGACCGCAACGGUGUCGAUCCUCGCGUCACUCGCUUCGUCAUGCCCAUCGGCGCCACCAUCAAUAUGGACGGCACCGCUCUCUACGAAGCCGUCGCCGCAAUCUUCAUCGCUCAGGUCCGUCAAGUUAACCUGACCUACGGACAGCUCGCUGCCAUCAGUAUCACCGCGACGGCGGCCAGUAUCGGAGCCGCCGGAAUCCCGCAAGCUGGUCUGGUUACGAUGGUCAUGGUACUCGACACCGUCGGUCUCCCAUCCGGCGACAUCUCGCUCAUCCUUGCCAUCGACUGGUUGCUCGACCGCUGCAGGACGACCGUCAACGUGGUGGGCGACUCGCUUGGUGCUGGCAUCGUAAACUUUUUGAGCAGGAACGAGCUGGCGGCGCUGCCGCGACACACUAGCAGCCAAAACAAGAACGGCGGCGGUGGCAGCGGCGGCGGAGACAACCACACUACGGCGAUAUGAGACGAGCCGCAGCCCGCGGAGCUGUAAUCGUCGUCCGCGCGAUGAUCCUCGUCAUCCGCGUCGUCAUCGUCAUCAGCCGAUCACCGACGAGCGACCGCGAGCGCGACCUGAAAAACUCGCUCGACUUUCCGGGGGGAACGUUACCUCACGAGAGCGAGCCAAGUGUCGGAGAAUCGCCAGCGGCGAUGCACCGCCGUAAAUGCUGCACCGUUAUCAAUAUACGCAGGCACAUUAUCGUUUCCUUCCGUUCGUUACUCUUGAUGGUUUCUCACGACAGGCACGGAUCGAUCCGCUUUUUUAUGUAUGGUACUACUCUACUGGACAUACGUUCGUGUGUGUAGCAUAAGCUAUUUGUAUACACAGAGACGAUCAUGAACGCUAAAAUGUCCUCCCAGGCAGCUGAGAACGCGCGCGGAUCAAUCUAUACCAAUAGCGAACGAGUUCGAAUUUCAACGAUGAAUACACAUGCCAAAUAUAGAUAUAUACAUAAUAUGCUGAUGCCGCGUCGCGGUGCCGCGGAUUUUAAAUACGCUUCUAUACGAGUCAGCCUCGCGCUUCAUCGCGGCUCGUGCCAUAUAUACACGUAUACUACUAUCACACUGUUCACUGUCGCGCAAAUGCCCGGGUGAGGUCGACGAUUCUGCCUGACGCGGUUUCAAUCGAGUGUUCCAUUCGCUAUAGGAUAUUUUUUUUUAAUUCUAUUCAAUGUGUGCCGUCGCGAUCGCAAAUUUCGAUUCGAGAUGGUUUUGUUUAUACCGGUGAUAUAUGAUAUUAAUAUGAUAUUAAUGUAAUGAAAAGUAAUUCUCGUUAUUGCGUUGUACAAGUAACAGGUAUACUUGACUCUUGAGAAAAUAGCCUCACGAGAUGUUUUCCAUUGGUUAUAGUCUGUAUAUUUUUAUGACUAGAAAUUGUAUUUUUUGACUUGAGCGCUUGUAUAUUCAUCUGUACUUGCCGCGUAGAUCUGGGGUUUUUAUUUUUUACAAAUACGAAGAAAAAACUUGGUUUUUCGAAUAUACUUUGCAAGUAUAUUAUCUUGCUCCUAGAUCAGGAGCACUGUGCACACGCAAGAACGAAGAAGCGUCACGAUGUGUUCGCAAACAGUCGACCGCCUAACGAGUGUUCGACACAAUGUGUUUAAUCAUUUUUAUCGUUCACCCAGUACAGGUUUAGAGCUAGGGCGUGUGGCGGGUUCAUAAUUGUUAAUAAAAAUGCAAGUUGCCGAUUCGCGAGCAGGCAAACUACGCGCGUCGUAUACAAAUAAAUACAUAUAAUAUUGCAAAUUACGUUGUGCGUGUCCGCGAGCGCGCAGGCGUAUAGCUAGUAAUUCUAGUGGAUAGUACAAGUGAUUCAUUAUAAUGGCGUAAUGAAUAUUUACUCGCGCUACCAUAAUUAGUUCGUGUAAUAACUGUGUCAGUUCAACAUCGCUAGGUUUAUCGCAUUUUUGUUUUUGUAAUAUUAUUAUACUAUUAUUACAUUCGCGAAACACUGUACCUUGCGUGGAAGACGACAAGAAGAAACAAAACACUCGCGUCGUCAAAAUCUCGUGCUACAGUUAUUCUAUAUAGGUAUUAAUAUGCCAUGAAAUUGCAUUGUACGUAGUCAGGGAAUGCGAGAUUAUAGAAAAUUUAACGAAAAGAAGCAAAAGAUAACUAGAGCUUGCGAGUUAAAUUAUUGUUAGUCGCGAGAGAGUGUUUAAUUUUUUAACGUCGAUCGCGGGCGUCGAUCGUCCGCUAGAAGCGCGUCCGAGACGCGCAACUGGUGACAAUUGGAUACCUUGAUUAUUCUAUAUAUACAUACAAAACGAGAACGAGCGCGGUAUUGAGCAAUUUGAAGGAAGGAAAUGAAAAAAACUAUAUCAUGUAUGUAAAUGUUGUUUUGAGAAUUAAAAAUAGAGUAUUUACCUGAGCAUUCAUAUCCGUAUACACAUACUUGAGGUGGUCUUGAACACUACGAUAUAAUUAAACUAAUGAGGUUAUAUAUUAUAUAUAUAUAUAUGUAUACGAAAUACGAUUUUUUGAAUCGUUCACGAGGCGAGAGUCGGCGAGGGGAAGAAGGGAGGAACGAAAGGGUUAAGGAAAUAUAUAUAUAUAUAUAUAUAUCAGUCAAUUCGAAUUUCGACAAUAGAAAGCUGAACCGAGCACAAUCAAACUUGAAAGUAUACACGUGCGCACACGAGUCGCUGUUCGACUUGGCUGACCAACCCCGCAUAUUAUAUUAUAUACUUGGUACUCGUGUGCGAUACGGCACAAUCGAUAUAUGUAUUAUACAUAGAUACAGAGGUAGGAACGAGAAAGAGGAACAAUAAUCCACUGCACAGAGUCACAUCCACAGUAUACACGAGAAACAUUGCGCAUGUUGUACAUAUAUUUACCAAUACGAGAGAGGCAGUUGUAUUAUCCAAAUUCAAAAAUUUCGCUCUGCCCCCAUAUAGUUUUGUAAGAUUUUUUCCGUUGUAAACGUCAAAUAUAUAAUUCUACGUUGAUAAUUGGAAUCUCCAUUUUAUGAAUUUGCUAUUAUAUACAUCGCGUGGCGCGUCUGGAAGGCUCGCCGCCUCUGCGAUUUAUAGGCUCCAAAGGCUAUAAUAAGAGACAUUCCAGAACAAGCGAGUGUUACUCGAGAUACACGUAGCUCACGUAUACUACUGAAAGUUCGACUGCAUAACCCGCAGCAAAAAUAAAGUACGAUAGGUCAAAAUAAAACUAGGGGAGUUCGUGUACGAUAAAUGAGAGCACCGAUGGAAUUGGCACAAUAAAAUGAAAGUCGAGUUUCUAGACCGUGUGUAUUAUGUAUAGGGUUGUUUCACACACUGCCGCGAGAAUAUUAGGACAGGUUCAAGGGCUCUAAUUACUCUAAACACCAGAAAUGCGCAGGAGAAUUAAUCGCCAUAUCAGGAAAUUCAUAUCGCUACCGAUUGCGCGCACAAGCAAAUCUAGUGUACCGUAUAGCAACAGCAGCAUAUCCUUACGAUUCCGUAUUGUCAAAAGUAAAAGUAACCCGAGAUACACAUCAGCGAGCAUAUCGAGAAUAAUGACAAAAAAUGUUGAACAAAGCUCGACAUCUGUGAUUUCAAGAAUAAAAACAAACGAACGUCUCUAACAGUUGUCGAUUCGAGUUUUUGACGAAAUUCGUACAAGCUCAUAUACGUAAAACGGUGCCGUCGAGUUUAGAUAGUCGAUGUGCUCGAACAUGGCUCGAUUGAAUUUUUUCGACUUAUAAUUGGCCCCGUCGCAUUUUCAUUCAUUUCUAUACUAAAUAUCACGGCGCAGAAGGGAGACGAUUAAAUUUGGCAUGUUGAUGUUAAAUUAUAACUUGUGUAUAAGAAUAAAUAAAACAUAUAGAUAAGUACCUAUAAAGAUAAGUAUAUGGGAUAUACCCUAGGAAUUUAAAUAUACGCAACGUUCGAUUGCAUGCGGGAGAACAACUGAAGACAAUACUAGAUAAUCACAAACCAAGAGAGCUGCGAUCUUGAUAUGAAAGUAAACCGGAAAACACGAGCACAAUUCUCUAUAAUAUACCUAAUGCAAAAGUAACGAAAAAUGAUUAUUAACGAUUAAUUAAUAAAAAGUAACAAUAAUAUAUACAAGAGCCGCUGCGAUGCAUUUAAUGAGAAAAACAAAACAAUAUGUAUACACACAACAGCGCUUGUUCGAUUCUCAAACCCCGUAAACGUAAUUCGCUAAUUUAGAGGUUGUAUGUACAAUAAUUGUAAAACGAACAACAAUAAAAAUGAGGGUAAAACAAGGUUCGUUUGAAUCUUUGCUUUUGCGCAAAUUUUUUUUAACGUUCCGUACACGUUUCACAGACAAUAAACAAUGAAUUGACAUUAGAGUACAAAGAUUUUGCGUUCUCGGUUGUUCAGCUGUUUACUUACAAAAGAGAGACUGGACAGAGCAAGUGCAAGCAGAUUGCGACAGCGGACUAGGAUAAUGCACAAUUUUGUCGAAACAAGAAAGAAAGUACGAUAAAUUUGAUUGAUUUUUAAAGUAUCGAAUUCAUUCAGAGUUACGAGACUUGGACCAAAUGCUCUAUAUACUUCUAUUUCAAGCCCGCAUUAUCAUUAGUCGGAAACUAGCGCGAACGAGGCGAAUGAUUAGAAAAAUAGCGGGACACACGCGUUCUAGUUUUUUAUCGAGACGAUACUUUGGAAUUAUUCUUUUUCAAGGAGCACACACAAAGUUGAACCAAAGAAGAUAGGAGCAAGAAUUUAUGUAUACACAUAUAUUAAAAAUAAAAAAGAACGUAGAUUGCGCGAACGCGCGAUUGCCAUAGCGCAGAAAAAGAAAUAACAAAACUAAACCGAUCGUUCAAGCAUAAUAAUUGUAUAGCGUUUGUGAGCCAAAAUCUAUAUAUGUAUGUAUGUAUUUACUAUCGUUGUAACUCGCCAAAAUAAAGAUCUUGUUUAAACAAAA
Molecule: messenger RNA, 6798 nt
Organism: Nasonia vitripennis (jewel wasp)
Lineage: Eukaryota; Metazoa; Arthropoda; Insecta; Hymenoptera; Pteromalidae
Product: excitatory amino acid transporter 1
Exons: 8
Coding region: 860-2389 (509 amino acids)
Biological process (GO): L-glutamate transmembrane transport
Cellular component (GO): plasma membrane
Molecular function (GO): glutamate:sodium symporter activity; neutral L-amino acid transmembrane transporter activity; L-glutamate transmembrane transporter activity
Source: RefSeq, a predicted model, not a curated record